Molecule: messenger RNA, 3447 nt
Organism: Didymodactylos carnosus
Lineage: Eukaryota; Metazoa; Rotifera; Eurotatoria; Philodinida; Philodinidae
Source: the annotation of a GenBank genome assembly
AUGGUUCACUUCAUGGCCAGUCAACCAAUGAUUCCAGAUUUGGCAAACUCACUACCUACGACGUAUACAUUUCAUCCAAACAACCAAGCUGACGACCUAUCUACACAACAGCAAGCUCCACCAUCUUCUUCUCAACCCUCUACGAACAACAAUCAAUCAUCACCAAAUGGACCGAUACGCUCGUCGGGAACUCAUCCAGGAGACUAUGAAUCACGAUUACGUUGUCCUCAAUGUGAAACGUGGGUGGUGAAUCUCAGUGAUCAUUUAAGAAAAACACAUAGAAUUGCUCUGCCGAUUGAUCGAAAACCAUUAUUACGUCGAGCAAGAGAAGAAAAACGUCGAAUGGCUGAAUCGAAUAAUCAGCAACAACUAAACACAGUUGCUCCACCACCUCGAGCAACACAAACACAGAAUAUUGUCAAUGGUUUACCAACACUAAAUUCACAUCAGCCGCAUAACGAAAUUGAAAAUUUAUUAUUUAAACAAGAAAAUGAUAAUUCAAUACUGCAACAUUCAGUUCAACAUCAAUUUGCUUUACCAGAAAAUAUUUUGAAUUGCCCGCCGAUGAACGUAACGAAUAUAGCAGGCGGUCAACAACAAUAUACAACAAUAAAACGGCGACGUUCGUCUGACGACGAUGAUCACCAUACUCAAAACAAUAAUAACAGUAGCAAUAACACAAAUGGUCUCUUACUUGUCGUCACAUCAUCUUCACCAAAUAAAAAACAACGAACACAAAUUGUUGAUGGAAAAAUGCAGCAUCAACAAAAACAAGGGAAAAAAGGACGAAAUAAGAAUAUGAAUAACACCAAUAGUAAAACACAGCAACAACAUCAGCAAGACGAACCAUCUGACGAUCUGACGAAAGUGAUUCAAAUGUUGACAAAUGAAAUGACAUUUUUAAAUCAACAUUUACAAACAACGUCUCUCUUGUUACAAAAACAAUUGGAUUUAGCAAGAGAUAGUUUACAUGCUUGUUCGGUUCAGUUUGCCCAUUUCUUAUUUAAUAUGGCGUUGGCAGUGGCGUCAUCAUCGACAACAUCUCCUUCAGUGACAUCUAGUUCCAGUCUUCUAGCGUCAAAAAAAUCUGGUUCAACAACUCCUGGAAUUAAAAUUGAAUUAGCUAAAACAUAUCAGUUUGAUGUUGAUUUAGAAGAUGUGGAUCGUUUACUUGAAAUGAGACAAAAAUUUUAUAAAAGAGAAAGUGAUCGAAAAUUACUCAAAUUAGGAAUUCCGUUAAUUAGUGAAACAGAUGAUAAUAAUCUAUCUGCAGAUCAAUUAUAUGGGAGUUCAACAACAAAAACAUCGAUAAAACAUCGUGAUCUUGAAUGGUUAUAUGUUAUAUUACCUUACGUCAAACUCUACAAUCCACAUUGCGGGUUAUGUGCUUCAACAAAAAACUAUGGUCGUCGAUUAGACACUGCUCAAAGUUAUUUAUUACGUGUUUAUUUCUAUUGUCAAGCAAACAAUUGUGGUUGUCCAUUUCAAUCUAUUGUCACAGUCAAAGACAAUGGUAAAGCAUUGCUAUGUACACGUUCAUCAAAUGGACAUAUCGUUGAUCAUUCAAAAGCAAAACGUGUUAUGCGACCAAAUCGAGCUGUCGGCAGAGCUGUACAAGAGCGUAAACGAGAACAACAAAACGAAACAACUGAACACAAUAAUAUUAUUGACGAAUGGAAUCAAUCCGUGUUCAAUGAUACGAGUGAUUUUAAUAAUACUUAUCAUUUGACCACAACUACUUCCACAGUAAAUAAUAAUACCAGCUUAAUCAGUAUUGAAGGCGAUUUUGAAGAAACAAAUCGUACAUCGUCUACAAAAAGAUUUGUGAAUAUGUGUUUCGAUUUGACACAAUUAGCAGCUACAUUACGAACCGAAAUUAAUCAAAAUGGACUCUUAGUGGGUGCAAUACAAACUAUUUCUAUGUCUCCAUUUUAUUUUACUUUGCAUACAGAAUCAUCGAUACGUUAUUAUCAUUCACAAUUAACAAGGAAACAUCAACCAAAAACUCAAUUGCCUCCUGUAACACAAUUAACCAUUCCACCAUCAACUUCCAGCCAAAUAAUAAUUAUUGAUAAUGGUGCGUUUCAUACAACAACGCAACCGUCACAAUCGUGUGAACAAUCUAUUGCCUGUAUGAUAUGUGAAGUAGUUGAACAUAAUGGAAAAAAAUUACAUUAUUACGAAUUAAUGUUAACAAAUAAUGAUGAUACAUCAUUUAUACCCAUCACUUUGACAUAUGCUGAUGGUGAUGAUUCAUUCACACCAAGCAAUGAAGUUGAAUUAUCAUUUUGGUUAAAACGUUUUUUAUGGGAUCAUGAACAAUUACAUAAAUCAUCAUUACCACAAAAUAUACAAGAUUAUUAUUUUCCUCAACCAUCGGUUCUUCUAGUUAAUUCUCAUCGUGAUAAUGUGUUAAAUAAUGUGUGUUUAGAAUUUUUUAAUCAAGAAAAUUUUAAAGAAUAUUUACAACGGACGUAUGUUUGCCUAAUAAAUCGUUUACCACAAGAUAGUUUACCACGUAUAUAUGCAAAAAAAAAUAAUAAUAAAAACGAUGGAAAAAUAUUAGUACAAGAACAAUUACCAUCACAACCAAAAACAAUUUUAUUCGUUUCUUCAACAACAAUUUUGUAUGAAUUUCGUUUAUUGGUUAUGAAACAUGUCUCAUCAGAAUUAAGACAAUUGGCAUUGUGGUCGAGUCUUCUGUUAUUACAUACAAAUAAUUGGAAUGAUAUUAAAUUGAGUUGGUCAUUAAUAUGUGAAAUAUUUUUGAAUUGGGGAACAAAUUAUGUAUCAUUGAAGUCCUAUGAACUCUUAUGUAAUAAAGUAGCUAAAAUAGAAAAUGAUCCGGAUAUAAUGUCUGGCUAUAAUAAUGUUUAUGAUACUAUGGAAAAUAGUAAUGAAACUAAAAGUGAACAAUUUGAUGAAAUAGACAAUGAAAAUGAUGAAGAAGAAGAAGAAAAUAAAAACAGUACAAACGAAAUUGAUUUAUCAGAUUUUCAAAAUGAUCAUUUUUAUACAAAUAAAAUGUUUCAUAGUGGAUCAAAUAUAUUUGUAUCACCAUAUGAAACUGAUUUGAGAAAAAUUUUUAAUGAAAAAAAUAAAUCAAAACCUGCAUUACUAGCAUCAUUCGAUUCGUUAUCAAAUACAGAUAAAAUUAUACUAAAAAAAAUUAAAGGUAAUUAUAAGUGGUUACAUUCAUUACUUAAAGAAUAUAUACCAACAUUACCACUGUGGAGUAAUCUCAUACAUUCAAUAUCAAAUAAUCAUAAGACUGUACGAUUAAAUAAACGUAUACAACGAAUUAUGGCAUCGAAAGAUCGACGAUUGAAUAAUAUUAAACGAAUACAGUUAGCUGAAAAAGUACAUGGAAAAACCGAUUUGGUUGUUGAAAGACUGGCGAAAGACAUGGUGAAUAUUGUAUCGAUUGCUGAUACAAGAAACAUUUAA